AUGCUGCGAAUAAGACAUGCGGUCAUCUGUCUGAUAUUCGCAACCACUCUCAGCUUGGUCAUCUACUAUCGAUCGGCGAGUGGCUCCGUCACCUUCAGAGCUUUACAGUCCAAGGUGCCGCAGAUCGUUGGACUCGGAGAAUAUUUCGACCCGGAGGAGCAGCAUGUUCAGAAUCAGGCUGGGCCUCUUUCUUCCGAAGGGGACUCUCGUGUCUCGAACUCUACAGCAGAAUCGGCGGCGGCGGGAGUGCCAAUAGCCAAUCCUCCAGGAUCGAGAUAUACACGAAGCCUGGUCAUGGCUCGGAUGAAAGCAGAAAAUGUGACUUGGCUUGACGGGGUCGACCUGGGCCCCGAUAUCAAAAAGUUCAUCUAUGUCGCCGACGACCCUAAUGCGCCUUUACACCCACCCAAAAACAAGGGCCACGAAGUCAUGACCUACCUCACGUAUAUUGUUGAUUUUUAUGACGAGCUACCCGACGUCAGCAUCUUCAUGCAUGCCCACCAAGACGCAUGGCACAACAACGAACUUUUGAACUGGGACGCCGCCGAAAUGAUCAAACGGCUGAGCAGCGAGAGAGUCCUGCGCAAAGGCUACAUGAACAUGAGAUGUCAUUGGAAGCCUGGAUGCCCAGACUGGAUCCAUCCAGGCCAGAUAGAAAGGGAUAAGGACAAACUGGAACAGUCGUACAUGGCGUCGACCUGGGCGGAGCUCUUCGCGGACAAGCCCAUCCCAGCUGUCUUGGCUCAGCCGUGUUGCUCCCAGUUUGCGGUGAGCCGGGACCAGAUAAGAUUGACCCCAAGGGAGAAAUACAGGCAUUACCGAGACUGGCUCCUACGGUCGGGCAUAUCAGACCUCACCAGUGGGAGAAUCUUUGAGUACCUCUGGCAAGUCAUCUUCGCCGACGAGAGUGUGUUCUGCCCAAGCCAACGGGCAUGCUACUGUGACGGGUUCGGUGUCUGCUUUGAGACCGACAAGACGUUUGACAAGUGGUUCGAGCUGCGAUAUGAACGGCAGAUGGCGGAGAAAGAGUUGCGUGAGUGGAAAGAGAAAGCUGAGGCAAUCGAAAAGUUUCGCGACAAAGACGGAAGACUGCCCGGUAUUGAAACAGGGGAGCUUCAGGUGCCAGAGAUUGGGAGGAAAGAGCAGCUGGAAGCCUUGAUUGAGGAAAAGAACGUGGAGCUAGAACGGAGGAGGCUGGAAGCUUUGGAGAGAGGCAGGGACCCAAGGAACAGAGCAGAGAGUGACGGGCGGCCCUGGAAAGAGGGGGACGGAUUUUAG
Messenger RNA from Fonsecaea erecta, 1278 nucleotides. RefSeq lists its product as hypothetical. The record is from RefSeq and is a predicted model, not a curated record. The transcript has a single exon. NCBI's taxonomy places the organism in Eukaryota, Fungi, Ascomycota, Eurotiomycetes, Chaetothyriales, Herpotrichiellaceae. Bases 1 to 1278 code for a protein of 425 amino acids.